Messenger RNA from Cucurbita pepo subsp. pepo (vegetable marrow), 696 nucleotides. Its product is annotated as LYR family of Fe/S cluster biogenesis protein. Lineage: Eukaryota; Viridiplantae; Streptophyta; Magnoliopsida; Cucurbitales; Cucurbitaceae. Gene Ontology annotation, cellular component: respiratory chain complex I. Gene Ontology annotation, biological process: response to oxidative stress. The record is from RefSeq and is a predicted model, not a curated record.
GCGCGUGGGAGGCUGCGAGGAGUAGCGCGAACAGCAAUAGCCGAACGAGUUCACUCAUUGAGUUGGCGAAGGCAGAGAGAAGAACUCAGAAAAAAUGGCGUUCACAGUUCGAGGUCUGAAGGUUCCGCCCAACUCCGCCAGUCUGGAAGAAGCCCGGAAUCGAGUCUUCGACUUCUUCAGAUCAGCAUGUCGAUCCUUGCCUGCAAUCAUGGACAUCUAUAACUUAGACGAUGUCACUACUAUUUCUCAGAUCCGCUCUACCAUCGCCUCCGAGAUCCGCAAGAAUUCCCACGUUACGGACCCUAAGGUGAUUGACAUGCUUCUUUUCAAGGGCAUGGAAGAGCUCGGUAACAUUACCGAACAUGCAAAGCAACGGCAUCACAUCAUCGGUCAGUAUGUGGUUGGUCGCGAAGGACUCGUGCAAGAUGUGGGUUCCAAGGAUCAGGGCAUAUCCAAUUUUCUCAAAAACUUCUACAAGAGUAACUACUUUUGAACUUCAUCCUUCCUUGAAUAUGAAACAUCCAUAGUUUUUAUUUGUGAUCUUGAGAAAUAAUGAAGAAACUAUGUGUUCUCUGGACAAUGAACACUCCUAUUUGAUCGUUUUGUUGGAUUGAAUUGUUGGUAUAUUAUGACCGCUGUAGCUUUUACAGAAGCAAAGCAAUCCAAGAUCUUUGGUUCUAUUUACACCGUUUUUAA